This is a messenger RNA of Zeugodacus cucurbitae (melon fly), 1547 nucleotides long. RefSeq names its product Putative ribosomal protein S6 kinase alpha-1 (gene pkm). NCBI's taxonomy places the organism in Eukaryota, Metazoa, Arthropoda, Insecta, Diptera, Tephritidae. The transcript is spliced from 4 exons. The record is from RefSeq and is a predicted model, not a curated record. Bases 20 to 1306 code for a protein of 428 amino acids.
CAGCAAAAUUUAGUUCAAAAUGGAUGCUGCUAGUGUAAAUACACACAAACAAGAGUGUGACUAUCCGAGUGCCAAAGUCCUGACUGCACUUCAACAACUUUUGGAAAGACAAUAUUCAUCAGACUCGUUCACUUACCAACUAUUUCCGGCCACUAAAAAAGGGGAAAACUAUAUAGGAAUUGUGUAUCGCGUUUCUAUAAACUUAAAUACAAGUUUCGGUAUCCGUUUUUCCAAUUUAAUUCUUAAAAUGGCACCACGUAAUUCUACCAGACGUAAGCAAUUUUUUAUUAGACCCUGUUUUCAGAGAGAAGCUCUUGCUUAUGAGGAGUUCUUACCCAUGAUUGAUAGAUUUCAAUGCAGUAAAGGACUUCCAGAGGAAUACCGUUUUCAUGAGUAUGCCAAGUGUUUUUACACUUCAACAAAUGCACUCGAAGAAGUAAUAUUUCUGGAGGAUUUAAGUGCUCAGCAGUUUGUGGUAUUUGACCGUUUCGAUGAUUUUCAAUUUGAGCAUAUUGCGUUAGUAAUGCGAACAUAUGCCAAAUUACAUGCAGUCUCGUUUGCUAUUAAAGACCAGCAGCCUGAAGCUCUACAUAAGUUUCGAAAUAUUCAAGAUAUUUUUCUUCAACACAAGAAUGAUUCAAACUUAAAUAUUUAUUUUGAGGGACUAAAAAGAUCUGCUUUGGCAUGUUUGGAACUAAAAAAUGAUGAGUACCGAAAAAUCCUCAGCACAUUUUUUGAACGCCCAUUUUUUGAAAUUUUUUCGGAUCUUAUUGAUGGUAACAAAGGCGAACCAUACGCAGUACUAUGUCAUGGAGAUUGCUGGAACAACAAUUUAAUGUUUAAGUUGAAGGACACCAACGCAGUCACAAUGCGUUUGCUGGAUUGGCAACUGUUACGAUACUCUUCUCCAAUUAGCGAUCUGAUGUACUUCAUUUUCACUUGUACUACAAGAAAAUUUCGAAAAGCACAUUACGAAGAUGCUCUGAAUGUUUACUAUGAGGAAUUGAUUAGACACAUCAACAGGCUUGGAUCUAAUCCAUUAAAAUUGUUUCCCCGAGAAAAAUUCGAUAAAGAAUUAAAAAAUAGAGGGGCUUUGGCUCUACUUUUUGUAAUGAUUGUGCUUCCAAUUAUAACUUUGAAAAGUGAGGAUGUGCCAGACCUCGAUAAACUUAGCGAACAGGCAGAUGCGGGAAAAUUGAAGAAUUUAAUGGACUCUGGUCUUCUAUGCGAAGGGAAUUUACAUGAAUAUAGCCAGCGAAUGCACGACGUUAUUAUCGAUUGCAUACAUUUUGGAUAUAUCUACUAAAUAUGCAUUGCAAAUAAUUUAUAAACCUAAAAUAUGUUAUUUACUAAUUAUUACCUUUAAGUCUGUUGCUAUUAAAUUAAGGUGUGGUGAGUGCUUCAAUUGUUUCACACUUUGGGCAAAACGAAGGGUUGACAUAGUUUCAGAAAAAUCUGAACGAUGAGGGCUGAUGCAAGCCAGUAGUGUUAAAUAAGAGUUUUCAUUCAGCGAAUCUGAAAAAUUAAAAAUUAUAUAGUUCUGAAAC